Molecule: messenger RNA, 381 nt
Organism: Lasiosphaeria miniovina
Lineage: Eukaryota; Fungi; Ascomycota; Sordariomycetes; Sordariales; Lasiosphaeriaceae
Exons: 2
Coding region: 1-381 (126 amino acids)
Source: RefSeq, a predicted model, not a curated record
AUGCGCGUCCAGGUUGUAGACGCCUGCGGGCAACCGACGGGUGUUUACGCAGUCCUCAAGGUGUUUGACCGCCACUUCGGCCCAGGGCUCCGGAAACGCGGUAAAUAUACAAUCCUUCACACGGUGCAGGACGAAAAUAACUUUAUGCUCUCCGUCCCGGCCGAGGGCUUCUACGAAGAGGCCUCCAAGGGGGAUAGGAGCUCCGUGUUCGAGGCCGCCCUCCACGAUGACGAAUAUCGAUGGUUCCGGACUGAGACCCGAGCCUAUGACAAACUAGUCAGUAUUAAGGGCGAGUACGUGUCGAACAUGUAUGCCCAUGUCUGUCUUGACAUCAACUCGGCAACUGUGACCAACAACUACGCGUCGAGUCCCGAGUUCUAG